UCAUAUAACAACUUGGUGCCGCUGCAAAUCAGACCUUUGAAGACACCAAAUCACUUUCGACGCAUUAGCAGCCAUGUCGUCGAAAAGAAAGGUUAGAGAGCCAAAGGAAGAAAAUGUCACUCUUGGACCAGCUACCCGUGAAGGAGAGCUUGUUUUUGGUGUGGCACAUAUCUUUGCGUCAUUCAAUGAUACUUUCAUCCAUGUGACUGACAUCUCUGGAAGAGAAACCAUGGUCCGAAUUACUGGUGGCAUGAAAGUGAAGGCAGAUAGAGAUGAAUCAUCCCCCUAUGCGGCUAUGCUUGCUGCACAAGAUGUUUCCCAGCGAUGCAAGGAACUUGGCAUCAAUGCUCUUCACAUUAAGUUGCGGGCAACUGGAGGGAACAAAACCAAGACCCCAGGUCCAGGUGCCCAGUCUGCCCUCAGAGCUCUUGCUCGUUCAGGCAUGAAGAUUGGUCGCAUAGAGGACGUGACACCAAUUCCAACGGAUAGCACUCGCCGAAAGGGUGGUAGAAGGGGAAGGAGGCUCUGAUUGGUGUGGUCACUAUUCAUUUGCAGGUUUUGGAUUACUGUUCUAUGUUGAGACUUUUGUAGGUUAUAUUUGUGUUUCAUGUGUUGGAUCUUGUCAUGUUUAUCAUCCUUUCUGGAUGGAUGUUUGAAUGACAUGCAUUUUUGGUGCCUUUUGUGUCAUUUGCUGCGAUCGUUUUUUGUGUUA
Cynara cardunculus var. scolymus (artichoke) is the source of this 712-nucleotide messenger RNA. RefSeq names its product 40S ribosomal protein S14-3. Bases 74 to 529 code for a protein of 151 amino acids. The transcript has 6 exons. Gene Ontology annotation, molecular function: small ribosomal subunit rRNA binding; mRNA 5'-UTR binding; structural constituent of ribosome. The record is from RefSeq and is a predicted model, not a curated record. Gene Ontology annotation, cellular component: ribosome; cytosolic small ribosomal subunit. Gene Ontology annotation, biological process: maturation of SSU-rRNA from tricistronic rRNA transcript (SSU-rRNA, 5.8S rRNA, LSU-rRNA); ribosomal small subunit assembly; translation. Lineage: Eukaryota; Viridiplantae; Streptophyta; Magnoliopsida; Asterales; Asteraceae.